Closterium sp. Naga37s-1 is the source of this 513-nucleotide messenger RNA. The record is from the annotation of a GenBank genome assembly. NCBI's taxonomy places the organism in Eukaryota, Viridiplantae, Streptophyta, Zygnematophyceae, Desmidiales, Closteriaceae.
AUGUCGGCAAAUAAGGGAGACGCUCGACUACGACGAUGUUAUCACUCGCCCUACCGGCUGUACAGCGGAGGGCGCGGGUCGUUGGGCAGCAGGGCGCGCUGGGCGCUGGGCAGCAGGGCGCGCUGGCGCGAUGGGCAGCAGGGCGAGCUGGCGCGCUGGGCAGCAGGGCGAGCUGGCGCGCUGGGCAGCGGGGCGCGCUGGCGCGCUGGGCAGCGGGGCACGUUGGCGCGCUGGGCAGCGGGGCGAGCUGGCGCGCUGGCGCGCUGGGCAGCGGGGCGCGCUGGCGCGCUGGGCAGCGGGGCGCGCUGGCGCGUCGGGCAGCGGGGCGCGCUGGGCAGCGGGGCGCGCUGGCGCGUCGGGCAGCGGGGCGCGCUGGCGCGUCGGGCAGCGGGGCGCGCUGGCGCGUCGGGAAGCGGGGCGCGCUGGCGCGCUGGGCAGCGGGGUGCGCUGGCGCGUUGGGCAGUGGGACGCGUUGGCGCGCUGGGCAGCGGGGCGCGCUGGCGUGCUGGGUAG